Alexandromys fortis (reed vole) is the source of this 1306-nucleotide messenger RNA. It is a transcript of the gene Aven, whose product is annotated as apoptosis and caspase activation inhibitor. NCBI's taxonomy places the organism in Eukaryota, Metazoa, Chordata, Mammalia, Rodentia, Cricetidae. Gene Ontology annotation, biological process: negative regulation of G2/M transition of mitotic cell cycle. The transcript has 6 exons. The coding region runs from base 98 to 1132 and encodes 344 amino acids. The record is from RefSeq and is a predicted model, not a curated record.
CCCGGAUCACCGCGGCCCGUGCUCGCCCGGCCGCUUCCGGUGGGGCCUUCCCUCUCGGCAGCGGCUCGCUCGCGCGCUGCUCUCGGCGGGCGGCCUCAUGCAGGCGGAGCGCGGGGCUCGGGGCGGCCGCGGGCGGCGGGGAGGCCGGGAGCGGCCCGGAGGGGACCGAGAGUCGGCCGGAACCGCGGCGGCGCUGGCGAGAGGAGGCUGCGGGGACGGAGGCGGCCGGCGGGGCCGAGGCCGGGGCUUCCGCGGAGGCCGAGGAGGCGGCGCCCCGCGUGGCGGCCGCCGGGAGCCGGGAGGCCGCGGUCGCGGCGGCGGAGUCAGCACACGGGUGGAAGAUGAUAGUGAUUCAGAGACCCAUGGAGAAGAGAACGACGAGCCAGGAAAUUUUUCUAGAAGGAAGAUUGUCUCUAACUGGGAUCGAUAUCAAGAUACCGAAAAAGAAGUCAGUGAUGAAAGUGGAGAAUCCCAGCGGGGGACAGAUUUCAGUGUCCUCUUGAGCUCUGCAGGGGACUCCUUCUCACAGUUCCGAUUUGCUGAAGAGAAGGAAUGGGAUGGUGAAACAUCAUGUCCAAAACAGAAUUCAUCACUCUACUUGGACAGUGAGUCACUGGUUCGAGCCCUUCAACAGCUGCCCCUCUCAGUCCGGCUUAACGUUGCUGCAGAGUUGAUCCAGACCACAGUUCCCUUAGAACUUCCACAGGUGAAACCAAGGAGACCCGAGGAUGGCAAGGAACCGGGCAUGCAGUUAAGGGGACCCAUCUCUGAGCUCAGAUCUGCUGCUGGUAGUUGUUCCAGGUCUCUGGGCAAAGACAGUUUAAGACCAAGCCCUCUAGAAGGUUUGCAGAAAGCCCCCUUCCCGCCACACUCGGAGGCAGACCAUCUGGAAGAUGAACUGGACAUGCUGCUGCACUUAGAUGCACCUGUGAAAGAGGACAACAGACCCUGUCUGGACCAGACGUCUCAGGACCAGGAGCCAGAAAGAGAUGGGCAGGUGGCCCAGGAGGAAACAGUUCCUGAAAAGUCAUCCAUGACUGGAGAGAAAACUGUGGAGCCUGAACAGACAAGGACAUCCAAAAAUGUCACCGAGGAAGAGCUGGAAGACUGGCUGGACAGCAUGAUUUCCUGAGGAGGGGAAGGGGUACCAAGGGGGAAUAUGGGCCUGAAGCAAAUUUUGGUUGCCUUCUAAGUGAGGGUGAGCUAAUUUACCAGAAUAUCCCACGCUAACAUGUACUGUUAAUGCCUACAGCAGCCAAUGCCUACCUCUGUUUCCGAUGGCAUCUGAAUACAUGUAUGAGGCUUG